AUGAUCAACACCUUGAGCCCUUUCGUGCGUCGUGCCUGCCUUGAGACUUUGCUGCACCUCCAGUCAAGUGUCGCGCCAGAGUUGCUAAUGCACAAGAUUUUAUCUGCUCUUACAGAAUCUACCAGAAGGGGGAGGACGCGGACAAUGACUGGGAUUCGACAUUGGGAAACGAUGCCGCGAGCUCGACUGCUUCGAUUAGCUCGAGUAUCCUCGAGUAUCGCACCAUCAAUGGCCGAACUUACCACAGUGAUUCCGGGCCCCAAUGAUCAGAAGCAGAACGAGUUGCUGGAUAUCUUUCAUCAUACGAUGACCAUUGCCUUGGAUGGCGAUCUCUUCAAGGCGCCCAUUACGGAGGAUCCCAAGAAUGCUCUUGACCUUGGCACAGGCACAGGGUUGUGGGCAAUCGAUUUUGCCGAUAAAUAUCCGGAUUGCAGUGUGAUUGGCACCGACAUAUCCCUGAUUCAACCCACCUGGGUGCCUCCCAACUUACGGUUCGAAGUCGACGAUUAUAACAAGGAAUGGACAUAUAAGGCUAAUUUCUUCGACUUCGUCCAUAUUCGCUGGCUGACCGGUACGGUUAAGGACUGGCAUACCCUAUACAAGGAGGCCUACCGCUGUUGCAAACCGGGCGGUUGGAUUGAGCAUAUAGAUGCAUCUGGUACUGUUUUAUCAGACGACGGUACAGUAGAGAAGGAUAUGGCUAUGGGCCAAUGGGGUAAGAUCUGGCAGGAAGCUGGAAGACGACUGGGGACUCCGCUCGAUGUUUUCGACCAGAAUAUUCAGGAAGAGGGUUUAAAGGAGGCCGGCUUCGUGAAUAUUUCGAAAAAGACCUACCCGGUUCCUCUGUCGCCAUGGCCUAAAGACAAGAAGUUGAGAGAUGUCGGUCUCUACUUUUACGCUGUCUUGAAUCAAGAUCUCGAGGGCGCCACCCAGUUCAUCUUCGGCAAUGUUUUGGUUGGACUAAGGAGGAGAUUUCUACCUACUGUUCUCACCUCAAGGCCGAGAUCAAGAACCUGA
Sordaria macrospora k-hell is the source of this 1017-nucleotide messenger RNA. The record is from RefSeq and is a predicted model, not a curated record. NCBI's taxonomy places the organism in Eukaryota, Fungi, Ascomycota, Sordariomycetes, Sordariales, Sordariaceae.